AGAGAAGUGGUCAGCAUAUUUUAAGGUGAAAUAUUAAAACGUCAUACCGAAGACAUAAAUGGACGGCGCCUCUAGGUUUUUAUCAAUAUGGUCACAUGUCCUCGAAUGACAAAAGGUAUUAUGAUUGUUACAUCCUGAGCAGACGACCUCUGUCGCGGCUCCGAAGACUGAAGUCUUUGACCGUCUUGGAGAAAGACCAUAAAUGUCUCUCUACCCUGCUUUAAUGAUGGACGACCAUAAUCUUCUGCAAUUUCCUUUGAGAGUUUGAAGACCUGAUAACUUGAAUCCCAACGUCAAUGUACAGAGGGAAUGGUUCCCUUUUAAUACAUCAAUUUUCUACCAUGUAAUUUGUCUUCAUUUUAUAUCAAGUCAUUUUCGUCUAGAUAAUUAUGUUCUUACAGCACAGGGUACUACCGACGUGACUAUGAAAUUUCUUAAUUGAAAAGAACAAUGAUGCAGCCUUAACAUCCGUCAUCGUCUAAAGGACACAGCCUGAUGAAGACCUUUAAAAAUCUGCGUGCUUACUAACAUAAUAUAGAUCUAGCUGGUAUAUAAAAGACGAUAGAACUCUUGGUUAAGGUAUCCACUAACAACUUGGCGCCCAGCAGUCGACGAACAACAGAAUUUAACUCACUUCCUAAAGAUGAAAUUGGCGUUGAUCCUGUCGGCUCUAGUAGUCAUCUCUCACCAGCAAUUUCAACACCGAACACGGCCGAGAGAACUGGUCUGGUUGUCGCACUACCCACACCGGGACGCACUCGAUAAUUAUUAUCCAGCUCGUUUUUAUAACGACUAUCUUCCGUUUCUGCCGACAAGUCGAAUCGGGGAUAUCCAUUACCAAAAUGAGGACCAAGACUUUACCCCAAAUGUCGUCGAAGAUGAACCUAUUGACGAGCUUCCAGUCGAUACCCAUUCCAGAUCCAAAGGCGUCCUCAGGUGGCCGUCGGUUGUUUACAAGAAGCAGAACGGCGGCCGCUUUUUCUACAGCACAACAAUCAGCAAUCCGUUCCUGAAAACGUUCCUGAAACGUUUGCUGAAAACGGCUUCUUUUACCCUUUCGUCUACAGUUACCACCAUUACCCUUUCGUCUACAGUUACCACCGUUGCCUCUAUCGUAUUGUGUGUUCCAGCCAACAACUUGGCAGCUGUUCCAGCACCAACUUGUGCCGGCCGCAAAAGACGCGAAACAGAAGAUACUGGAAUCGCUCAAUUUCCAAUAUCUCCAUCUGAAACCCUCAAGAUGAUUCCGACUGCUCUUCCUUCGUUGGGUUCGACUCUGCCAAAUAACCGGGAAUCCCGUCCGCUACCCAUUAAUGAGCUGCAAAUAGACAGUCAACGUGUUUACUCUUCCAAAGAUGAAGAUCAUACUGCCGAAAUGUUGGAAGAUGACCAGAAAAACCCGAGGGAGAAAAGGUUUUUCGGUGGCGGCAUAGCAGCGUCGACAACUGUAACAUCUUACUUGUUUGUUGCAUUAACUCUUACAAGUACAGUUAUCCUCGAUCCAACUGGAGGAAAUGUUGCCGUUUGCUUACCGGCCGGAUAUGUUGUCUGUGCCUAAAAACUCAACAAAUUGUCUACAUUUACCUUUUAGAUUUCAAAUUCCAUCAGCUUCGUUGUUGCCUUCUACGCGGGCCUGUAAUUUAAUUUUCCAUUAUCUUUUUUCCCCCUCAAUAAAAUCAUUUUUAUUCUGUAAUAACGCUGGGAUUAGUGUGGACUGAAGGAAUAAUACAAUUAAUUUCAAUUAAAAGUAAUCACCUGAAAAAAAAAAGACAUCCGCGACACCAGAACACUUAGAAAAAUUGGGGGGAAUCUCCACUAACUGUAUUUUCGUUCAUCAUACUGUGUAAUUGUACAAAGAACCGCCAUUACCAUCGUCGCUGUAAAAAACAAAUGUCUUGGAACUCCGACAACACCGAAUAGGGCGGGGGUAGGGGAGGGAGGAGAUGCAACAAUAAUUUCACUUUCUACACGAUUUCGAUAGGCUUUACCUAUACAACUGGCAGGUUCAAAAGUGAAUAACAAUUCAGGAAAAUUGGCAUUCACUCGUGUAGGUCGAAGAGUUUGGCUGCUUCGGCGAGUUUAUCCGUCGUCAAA
Molecule: messenger RNA, 2094 nt
Organism: Daphnia pulicaria
Lineage: Eukaryota; Metazoa; Arthropoda; Branchiopoda; Diplostraca; Daphniidae
Exons: 4
Coding region: 644-1558 (304 amino acids)
Source: RefSeq, a predicted model, not a curated record